AAAGUGGAUUCGAAAAAAUUAAACACGAUCAAAAUAGUUGGAAUAGAAACUAAAAAAUAACAAAAACAUGAUGUUAUAUUAACAACAAUAGCGAAAGCAAUAUUUUAAAAAAUUAGUGUUAUUAUUUCUCUCACUCACCAUUAAUUCAUUCUUUCGUUUUCUAAUGAGGUUAUCAGCACAACAAUUAUAGCUACUGCUCGGAUUCUGGUAAGGAGAGCGAAGUAUUGUUACAGUAAGUGAAAUCAUCUUGCAUAUACCAAAUGAAAGUUUUCAAAGAAAGAAAAUAGAGGAAGGGUUUUCGUACAGAUUUUUCGUGACACUUCACAUGAAAAUAUAAUGACGCAAUAACAUUACAACGAAUAUGUGUCCCUGCAUUUCCAGCAAUAUAUUGACAACACUGCUAUGGAUUGUAAUUGUUCUUCGUUCAGUGAUUGGCCAACAUAUCGCUGUCAACAAAACAAAUAUCGAAGCAACGUACAAUCGCAACAUCUCAAUUACCUUCUUCCUCACGAGUACUAAUCCUAUCAAAAAUAUUGAAUUUUCUUGGGAAGAGAUAAUUAUAGCCACAUAUCAAUCGUCUUUUGAAAAAGUUGAACCAAAUUAUUUCAAAGACAGACUAUCAUUCUCUUCAGAAAAGUCUCGAAAUUUUAAACUUCACAUUAGGAAUACUCAGUACACUGAUGCUGGAAUCUUCCGAUUUAAAGUACUGUUUAAAAUACCCGAUCCUCAUUCUGCUACUGCCAGUACUCUAAUGCAGGUUAAAGGGGGUCCUGAUAUUUGUGGAAAACAAUUGCCAUUGCAGAUAUCUUUUCGUAAUACUUCAUCAAGAAUAAUUUCCACAAACGUAUGUGGAAAUCCUCCUCCGCAGAUAUUCUGGAGUAUGGAUGGCAUGAAAUUGCAAGGUACGAGGAAAGAAAGAGACCAAAGUAGGAAGAAGUUUGAAUACUCGGUGAAUUUAACUGGUUUCGACUUAUGUGAUAAAGAGUUAUCUUACAAAAUUGUUGGUGCACUCUCAGAGAACACGUUGGUAGGAAGUAUAAAACUUACAGAUGCAGAUAACCACUUGACAUGCUCAAAGAAGGCAUCAUUUCUGUAUUACUACAUCGGUGGAGCAGCAACUGCUGUCGUAAUCUUACUGUUUCUCGUAGUAUGCUUAGUUGUAUUGAAAAGGCAAAGGGGAAACAUUAGAAAUACAAAGAAAAAAAACACAGCUGGUUCAAAUAAUACGCGAUCAAGUGAAGAAGAAAAGGAAGAAGAAGAAAAUAAAGGUAAUGUUGAAACAUCUUCAGCAUAUGAAGUUUCAAUAGAAGACCUCGAUAGACGCGGAAAUUACCAAAGCCUGAUUUUAUCCGACGAUACCAGGCCAGGAUAUGCUGAUUUGGACGUACAUAAUGACCCGAUGUGUAUCGUUCCUCUUAAUAGAAAACGUCGCGGUUCUGCGGAAACAUUACGGAUCACACCACGUGGUAUUGUUAAAAUACGCGACCAAACGUAACUAAUAAAUUGUCAAUCUUAUCAUAUUCAUAUUUUAAAAGCCGUUUCCCGUCAUAAAUCAAAUUAAAAGUAACUGAUUCUCCUUGGAUGCAACCUCAUGCACCAUAACUGAAUAACUGUUGUAUUGUUGAACAACAGCUUGUUUCGCAGCAGCCUGUGGGAUGUUGUAUAUUAUAUAAUGGCCAACGGAUAUUUUUAAGAGUUUUAAGACUAAUGAGGGAAAUGGUAACAAAUCUAUUUCAAAGAGCAAUAAAAAAAUUUUUAAAGGUUGUCCUAAGUAGUUGGUCAUCGAGAUUUGUUUUUCCUGUCAGUUAAACGAGACAAUAACUUUGGAACAACUGACUGACAUAAUGCAAAAUAUUAUGUUUGGUGAAUAGAAUCGUCAUUCAAUAAAUUACUCCUGUUAUUAAUAUUAUAGUAUAUAAAAUGUAUAGCAACAUGUAAAAAAUUCUUCAAGGGAAAGGAUGUGAUGGAAAGAGCA
Hydractinia symbiolongicarpus is the source of this 1975-nucleotide messenger RNA. RefSeq lists its product as uncharacterized. NCBI's taxonomy places the organism in Eukaryota, Metazoa, Cnidaria, Hydrozoa, Anthoathecata, Hydractiniidae. The record is from RefSeq and is a predicted model, not a curated record. The coding region runs from base 362 to 1495 and encodes 377 amino acids. The transcript has 10 exons.